Messenger RNA from Wasmannia auropunctata (little fire ant), 285 nucleotides. Its product is annotated as segmentation protein Runt-like. Gene Ontology annotation, biological process: regulation of DNA-templated transcription. Gene Ontology annotation, molecular function: RNA polymerase II cis-regulatory region sequence-specific DNA binding; DNA-binding transcription factor activity, RNA polymerase II-specific; ATP binding. The record is from RefSeq and is a predicted model, not a curated record. The annotation marks the transcript as partial. NCBI's taxonomy places the organism in Eukaryota, Metazoa, Arthropoda, Insecta, Hymenoptera, Formicidae. The transcript has 2 exons. Gene Ontology annotation, cellular component: nucleus.
AAGCCCCACCAUCAUGUGUAGUUCGCUACCGACUCACUGGAGAUCAAACAAGUCUCUUCCGGUGGCAUUCAAGGUCAUAGCUCUCGACGAAGUCGCGGACGGAACACAAGUUACCAUCAAGGCUGGCAACGACGAGAACUGCUGUGGCGAACUGAGGAAUUGCACGACGACCAUGAAGAACCAGGUCGCCAAGUUCAACGAUCUCAGAUUCGUCGGUCGCAGCGGGAGAGGAAAAUCAUUUUCUCUAACGAUCCAGAUCAACACAAUGCCGUACCAAGUGGCCUC